Thermothielavioides terrestris NRRL 8126 is the source of this 3869-nucleotide messenger RNA. RefSeq lists its product as uncharacterized. The transcript is spliced from 4 exons. The record is from RefSeq and is a predicted model, not a curated record. Bases 185 to 3571 code for a protein of 1128 amino acids. Gene Ontology annotation, molecular function: heme binding; 2 iron, 2 sulfur cluster binding; nitrite reductase [NAD(P)H] activity. Lineage: Eukaryota; Fungi; Ascomycota; Sordariomycetes; Sordariales; Chaetomiaceae.
UUUCUCAGCUUCAUCGUCUUCCGUCUCAUCCUCGUUCAUCUGGCUGGGCCUGGCUGAGCGAGUCAAGCAGCUCUCGCCUCAUCCGCCUUCUCUUCUUUCUCCAGUUCUCACCUCGCCUCGAUAUACCCCCUGUCUCCUGCUGUUCUGCUCGCUGCUCUCUCUCUUUACCUCGACCACGCCCACGAUGGCAGUGGGCGCGCGCAAAAGAGUUGUGGUUGUCGGCCUGGGCAUGGUCGGCAUCAGCUUCAUAGAAAAACUCCUAAAGCUUGACGCGCGGGCACGCGAGUACAACAUCACGGUCAUCGGCGAGGAAAAACAUGUGGCCUACAACCGGGUCGGCCUCACCACCUUCUUCGAGCACCGCAAGGUUGAGAAUCUGUAUCUGAACCCGCUUACAUGGUACGAUAGCAUUGUCGACGGGGCCCUGAGCUACCGUAUCAACACCAAGGUCACCAAGAUCGACUCGACGAGGAAGACUAUCAGCUGCUCAGACGGCCAGGAGAUACCAUACGACAUUCUGGUUCUGGCCACGGGCUCCGAUGCCAUCCUACCCAGGUUCAUCCCCAACCACGAUGCUACCGGUGUCUUCGUUUACCGGACGGUCGACGACCUCGAGAAGCUCAUUGCCUUCUCGGCCUCCCAAAAAGGCGCCUCUGCCGCCGUCGUUGGCGGCGGCCUGCUGGGGCUCGAAGCCGCCAAGGCCUUGUUGGAUCUGCAGUGCUACGACAAGGUUAAGGUGAUUGAACGUGGCGGAUGGCUCCUCAGCCGCCAGGUGGAUGCCGACGCCGGCGCCAUGGUGGCCGACCAGGUCCGCCAGCUCGGCGUGGAUGUCAUGCUCAACAAGAGCGUGAGCAGGAUAGAGGUCGACGAGCAGCACAACCUAACAGGAAUAACCUUCGCUGACGGCGAAUUCUAUGCCUGCUCGACGCUGUGCUUCGCCAUCGGCGUCCGGCCAAGGGAUGAGCUGGCCAGAGAGGCCGGUCUCAAGUGCGCCGAACGGGGCGGCGGCAUCAUUGUCGACGACUGUCUCAGAACCAGCGAUCCUGACAUUUACGCCAUCGGCGAGUGCGCCAACUGGGAGGGCCAGACCUUUGGCCUGAUUGCCCCUGGGGUCGAGAUGGCUGAUCUCCUGUCCUUCAACCUGACCCAGGCAAAGCACCACCAGCCCCGGCUAUACAAGCGCCCCGACCUCAGCACUAAGCUCAAACUCCUCGGCGUCGAAGUGGCCAGCUUCGGCGAUUACUUUGCCGACAUCGAGGGGCCCAAGUUCCUGCCAGCGAGAGCGAAGAAGGUGAACGGGGUCAACGGCGCCAACGGCACCGACGGGACCCAGGGAGCAAAUGGUGCCAACGGAGCCACCAACGGCGUCAAGGGCCUGUCACCAAAGUUGGUGAAGUCGUUGACUUACAGAGACCCCUUCCAGAACGUGUACAAGAAGUACCUCUUUACCCAGGACGGCAAGUACCUACUCGGUGGCAUGAUGAUUGGAGACACCAAGGACUACGUCAAGCUGGUGCCCAUGGUCAAGAACCAGAAGGAGCUCGACAUCCCGCCGGCUGAACUCAUCCUCGGCGCCAAGAAGGAUGGCGAUGACGCCGACGACUUGGACGACGACACCCAGAUCUGCAGCUGCCACAACGUUACCAAGGGCGACAUAGUCAAGGUCGUCAAGGACGGCACGUGCAAGUCGAUCGGCGAUGUGAAGUCGUGCACCAAAGCCGGCACGGGCUGCGGUGGCUGCGUUCCGCUGGUCACGUCCAUCUUUAACAAGACCAUGAAGGACAUGGGCAACGAGGUCAAGAACAACCUCUGCCCGCACUUCAACUACAGCCGCGCCGACCUGUACCACAUCAUCAUGGUCAAGCGGCUGAAGACGCUGCCCGAGGUGAUGAAGGAAGCCGGCGUCGACCCCAACAGCUCCGGCUGCGAGGUCUGCAAGCCGUGUCUCGGCAGCAUCUUCUCAAGCUUGUGGAACAAGCACGUCAUGGACAAGCCGCACCACGGCCUGCAAGACACCAACGACCGCUUCCUCGGAAACAUCCAGCGCAACGGCACCUUCAGUGUCGUGCCGCGGGUACCCGGCGGCGAGAUCACGCCCGACAAACUCAUCGUCAUAGGCCAGGUGGCUAAGGAAUACAACCUGUACACCAAGAUCACGGGCGGCCAGCGCAUCGACAUGUUCGGUGCCAAGAAGCAGGACCUGCUCGACAUCUGGAAGCGGCUGGUCGACGCGGGCAUGGAGAGCGGCCACGCGUAUGCCAAGGCCCUGCGGACGGUAAAGAGUUGCGUCGGCACGACAUGGUGCCGAUUCGGCAUCGGCGACAGCGUGGGCAUGGCGGUGCGCCUGGAGGAACGCUACAAGAGCAUCCGGGCGCCGCACAAGAUCAAGGGUGCUGUGAGCGGCUGUGUGCGAGAGUGCGCGGAAGCGCAGAACAAGGACUUCGGCCUUAUCGCCACCGACAAGGGUUUCAACAUCUUCGUCGCCGGCAACGGCGGCGCCAAGCCGAAGCACGCGGAGCUCCUUGCCAAGGAUGUGCCGCCGACCGAGGUGAUCCCGAUUCUCGACCGGUACCUGAUGUUCUACAUCCGCACAGCCGACAAGCUCCAGCGCACCGCGCGCUGGCUAGAGUCCCUGCCCGGCGGUAUCAAGUACCUCCGCGAGGUGAUCCUCGAAGACAAGCUCGACAUCAACGCGUCGCUCGAGGCGCAGAUGCAGGAGCUCGUCGACAGCUUCUUCGACGAGUGGGCCGAGGCCAUCAACAACCCGUCCAUCGCGGCCAAGUUCAAGCAGUUCGCCAACACGGCCGAGACGGUCGAGAACAUGGAGCUCGAGCAGGACCGCACCCAGACGCGGCCGGUCAUGUGGCCCAAGGACGCGCCCAACGAGGACUUCGCCGGCCUCCGCUCGCGCUGGUCGCAGACCACGUGGCAGCCGGUGCUGGAGGCGUCCUACUUCGCCGGCGCCGACGCCCUGCCCAACGGCAUCAGCGCGACCAUCAAGCGCGGCGACACCCAGCUCGCCGUCUGGCGCUUCAAGGGCCGCUACUACGCCACGCAGCAGAUGUGCCCGCACAAGCGCGCCUUCAUCCUAGCCGACGGCCUCGUCGGCGAGGACCCCCCGUCCUGCCCCGCCUCCGCCUCCACCACCUCCUCCGACACCACCACCCCUCCCCAAACCCCGCCUCAAGCCUCCCCCAACAGCCCCUGGAUCUCCUGCCCCCACCACAAGCGCAACUUCGACCUGACCUCGGGCGCCUGCAAGUCGGACGCGACCCUCUCCAUCGCGACCUUCGACGUCGAGGAGCGCCCCGACGGCAUGGUCUACCUGCGGCUGCCGCCCGUCGACGAGCUGGACGCGGCCCUCGGCACGCGCCGGUGGAUGGUCAAGAAGGGCGAGGCCGGACCCGGCCAGUUCGCCGAGGUCGACAAGAAGAUCGGCUUCGUCGGCCGCCGCGCCAAGAAGCCCGGCGUCAAGCCCGUCGGGCCCGGCGGCGGCGCGCUGGGGGCGGUCAGGAAGGGGGUCGAGUUGAUGGCGGUGGGUGGUGGGUGCGGAGCGGCGCCGGAGUGGUGAGUGAGGUGGUAUUGAGAUGGGUGGAGAGGUAGCGGGUGGCGUGUGGGUUGGGUUGGGAAGAAGUGGAAGUGGAGCGGUAGAUGGAUAGAUUUUCUUGCUGAGUUGCAGUGGCUUGGGUUGAAUGGUUGAAGCGGUAGCCGGCGUUGGGAAGUUAACGCAACUGGGAGCUGUUCCUGUUUUUGUUGUUAUCCACAUAUCCUACUCAUAUGCAUAGUACCUGCAAUGAUCUGUUGAUGAACUUUAGAACGCAGCAUUGCGUCUCUCCGGGAUGAAUAAAGUGAUUUCAAUAGCUGAACGG